CCGAAGUUAAAUACCGGGUUUUAAUUUCAUUAGAUAUUACGUCACCCUUGAGUUUUUCAAAUAUGGACAAGGACUUUUUUUAAGGAUGAAAGGACUAUUUUACCCUUCUAGAAUGCCCUAAUUUUCUUUUUGUCUUCCUUAUCCUCCUUCCCGCGCGCGCAGUUCUCCCUCUCGGAUGAAACCUACAGCGGCGAACGGCGACGGGUGACUAGCGAUCGGCGUUGAGUUUGAAGGCGACGACUGCGGCUUGGAAUAUAUUAACCAUAUUCUCCUGUAACUGAACUUUUUUUUUUUCCAAGAGCAAUACUUGAUGGAGUUUUGUAAGACGGAUUCUCAAGAACUUUUGUUACAGAUUCGGCGCCAAGAGGAGCUUUUGAAAUCUAAAAGAAGAUGGCUGCUGGGGCUUCCUACAUCUGUACCUAGUCUAAAGCAUUUUGAUCAUUCAGACUUUUUAAACAAAAAAAACUUGCCUGAAUCAUUGCUGAGGGAAGAUGAUGUUUUCUAUGAGACUGUCAGAACAAGAGUUGAAGGAGCUUUUGGAACUUUAAAUGUUGAAACAAGUCGUGUUGGUAUUCCAGUUGAUCUAAUGUUAGAUACUUGCAAAGUUAGAAAACUCAUCUUGUCAUGUCUUAAUGAUCUGAGCACCAAUGGACUUUACCUUCUUGCUAGAAUAUUUACAGAAGACUCCGUCAAAUUGGAAAAAACUCGCUGCAAGCUGAAAAGGGUCAUCAAAGAGUUUAUUCCAAAAGUUCUGAGAAGGGAAAGUCAAGAUUGCCAUCAAUUGGAAAUUGUUAUACGAUUGGCUCAGCUUCUCAAUGACCCAAAAAAUUUCCGAAGAGGAUGUCGAAGAGGAUGCGCAGCAACUUCGACACCAAGUUUGCCAUCUUUGCAGGAUGCUGCAUCACAGGUUCUGUAUAGAUUAGGAGACCUGCCCACCCAAGGUCUCAUAGCAAUGCAUCGAAAACUUUCAGGAGUUCGAGUUAUGCCUCAGAUGAAACGUCACAAGCAUGGGUGGGGACGUGAUCGUCUUAUUAAUGUUCUUACAAAAAUUAGUAAGAAGAUGCUUUCAUCUCUUCGAGAAGGAGAUAAAUUACAAGAAUCACUUGCAAAAGCUAUGGCCAUGGCUGAAUUAUCACUUAAGCUGGUAUCAGGUCACCACAAUUCAUCCAUAAUUGAGUUUUAUCCCUUCUCACCUCAAAUAAAAACCUUGCAUAAUGAAAUAGUAAAAGCCAUAUGGUUUGUUAGAAAGAAAAGUGACUUUCGGAAGCUCAAACAGUUGAAGUCUUUGUUGGAUCCUGAUUCUGAAGUGCCCAAUAGGUGCUUAAGAACAGCUAUUAAGCAGAUGUUAAUAGACUAUCUUUUUGAGUGCUGUGAUAUGGACACUGUGCCAAAGUCUCUUUUGAAAGCUUUAGCUAUGAUAAAUGCAGAUUCUCGAAGUGCGUCACAUUCAUUUUUCUCGCAAGAUGAAACUGAAGAGGAGGUUGAAUGUGUAUUUAGUCUGAGUGCUCAAAUGAAACAAGUAGUUUGGGAUUUACUACCUAACCGUGAAUUUGAAGACGAAUUUGCUGAUGCAUAUAUGGAAGAGUUAGAAGAAAGUGAUGACGAUUUUGAUGAUGAUGGCAGUGAUAGUUGUGAUGGUGGCUUGCCUAGAGAAGACAAUGGGUCCCAUUCUGUUUAUAUUGAAGGUAUGGGGGAAUCUAUGCCAGGCAAUCUGGGGUAUUCAUCAGUGGGGAAUGUCUUGUCCCCUAGUCAGGCGUCCAUGAAAAGUCCUGAUGUUAGGCCUCUCCAAUGUUCAAGUCAGGCGUCCAUGAAAAGUCCUGAUGUUAGGCCUCUCCAAUGUUCAGAACUUACGCAUUUUACCAGGGAGGGCUCUUUAGAUUCUUCUUUUAAUUUCUGCUCUUCAUUCAUGGAAUCCAAAGUUCAGGUGGAUACAUAUAACUUAUCUUCUAACCAACAAGUGGGGAACAAGCACACCAUCUCAUUUUCACAUCAUAUAUAUGACUCUCCUUCCUCCAAGCUGACACCAAAUAUUUUGUUGGAUACAAUUGAUCUUGCAAAAACCCCCUUUUUAAGUUCUUUCAACAUGCCAUGUGCAAUGCCUCAGAUGGAGCCUAGUAAACCAAGCCCGUUUAAGAAUCAGUACCUCGUGAUUCAAGAAGCUUGUGAUGGAACUAGCAUGAUUGCUUAUAAUUUCAUUGGUCGUUUGCUAGAAGAGUUUGCGAAGAGUGAAGGCGUAGACUUAGAUUGGUGCUCUAAUUUAUAUCUUAGUAGCCGCUGUUCAAUUGAAGAAGACCUUCCUGUUGAACAGACUCAUACUAAGGCGAAGAGAAGCGAUUCAGUAAUUAUUCAAGUUUGUGAAGAGUUAAUACCUUCUCUCUCUGAGAGUGGAACAAAGAGACUUCAACUGCUACUGGGAUUGUGAUUCUCCAGGGAUUUUGGCUGGUCUGAAUUAGCAGUUGAUCUCUGGGCAGCCCAACAACAGCGAAGCAACCAGAAUUGAACCACUGGAGUUCAUCUUGGGGCAAAAUGAAGAAGUUGGUAUUGCGUUUGAGGACGUUCAUACGAGGCAUUUUUGGCGACAUUAUAAGCGUGCAUGCAUCCAUUAUGACCCCAGAAAACACAGAACUGCUUCAGAAGGAAGUUUAUGCUUAUUCUUACUCUGAAGAAGAUAAAGAGUUUAAGCUUCCGAAACUGUUGAGUUCACUGGUGAUGAGGCUACAAAACGGAAUUUAAAAUUGCUGAUCAGGUCUCUGAGCUGAGGCAAAGAUGUGAUUGAAAUUAGGCGACAUUGCAUCGUCUCGAUCUGUUCAUGUUGCAAAGCGCAAAGCGUUAGAUGAAUGACUCUGAUACCAUGUUAGAUGAACACGACUCUCCACAAUGGAAUGAUAUUGUCCACCUCACAAUCGCACUCUUGAUGGCAGCAGACUUGCAUUUGUGUGGCACUCACUUCCCAACGACAAGCUGUGGCUUUAUGAAAAUCGACCUCAAGCAAUUGGCUUUCUAUCUUUUUGAAGGGCUGCAAGGUACUAGUUUUUUUUUUCUUUUCUUUCUUUUUCUACGACAAGGGAACCUUAAACCUUAAAUAAGGUAAUACAUGUCUUUAUUCGAUGAGCUAUGUCUAAAUUGACAUGAAUUUUUUUACAUUUAAAUCCUCCCAAUCUUGGUUCA
Messenger RNA from Cucurbita maxima (winter squash), 3168 nucleotides. RefSeq lists its product as uncharacterized. The record is from RefSeq and is a predicted model, not a curated record. The transcript has 9 exons. NCBI's taxonomy places the organism in Eukaryota, Viridiplantae, Streptophyta, Magnoliopsida, Cucurbitales, Cucurbitaceae. The coding region runs from base 311 to 2422 and encodes 703 amino acids.